Ordospora colligata OC4 is the source of this 306-nucleotide messenger RNA. RefSeq names its product putative tRNA-intron endonuclease. The record is from RefSeq and is a predicted model, not a curated record. Gene Ontology annotation, biological process: tRNA splicing, via endonucleolytic cleavage and ligation. The transcript has a single exon. Lineage: Eukaryota; Fungi; Microsporidia; Ordosporidae. Bases 1 to 306 code for a protein of 101 amino acids. Gene Ontology annotation, molecular function: nucleic acid binding; tRNA-intron lyase activity.
AUGCCCGGGGUUCGAGCACAGCUAAGAGAAGUGCUAAGGAAUGCAUUCAUGAAGGAAGGAUUUGUGGUUGGGGACGGAUUGAAGUAUGGAGUGGAUUUACUAUUGUACACGGAUAGUCCCUCUAAGGUACACUCUCGUUAUGGUGUACUGAUUGAUGAUGGAUAUUGUAUGCAAGAUAUUAUAGGUAUUCAAAGGACCUGCGCAUCAGCAAACAAGGAGAUGGCUUUAGUUUUCUUUAGUGAGGAUGGAUUUGAAAUGGUGCUUGUGGAGAGGAUGCAGCUAAAGAAUGUAGAAGAAAUAAAAUAA